Messenger RNA from Aspergillus alliaceus, 702 nucleotides. RefSeq lists its product as uncharacterized. The transcript has a single exon. The coding region runs from base 319 to 642 and encodes 107 amino acids. Lineage: Eukaryota; Fungi; Ascomycota; Eurotiomycetes; Eurotiales; Aspergillaceae. The record is from RefSeq and is a predicted model, not a curated record.
CUUUCUUACUUUCUUUUCUUUUCUGCCGUUUAAAUGGUAAAAUAAAAGGUCGUUCUUUUUUCAGUUGAUAUUGUUACUAAGAUAUAUAGUACUUCGUUUCUGGGCGAUGGUGAUAUAUACAUGUACAGACAACCUUCCCUCCCUCCAUACAGUUAUGCACACCAUACUUACAUAAACCCAAAGCAACCACAACCAUAAAAGUCCCAGUCAACAACAACUAUCCAUACUGAGACUUUGACCUACUAAUUAGGUACUUAACCCUCCAUACUUACUUUACAUCCUACCCCCCUCACCAUCCCAUCUGGAAACCCUCACCAGAUGCGGGGCUACGAGAGUGAGAAAAACCAACCCCCACUUCUUAUGUUAAACAAGCCAACCAUUCCCCAUCGGCGGAGCAACCCCGGCAACAAUCUGCCUGUCCCUGAUUGGUGGGAAGUCACCCACCCCCUCUCAGGAGGGCAACUUAACUCUUCGCCUGGCCAUGACUCGAUUUACUGUCGGAGGUGGGUAUGUGGUGUCAUGGAUUAUGUAGUGAACUACGUCGGUGGUUACUCAGCUUUUUGGAGGAAAUUUAAAUUUUAUUUUGGAUGGGAGGGGCUAUUAUUAGACUUUUGGGGGGCUUUUUGGAUAUUAUAUUAUUAAUAUAUUAUUAUUAUUAUUUUUUGUGCGAGAAAUGUUGUUUUAUUUCGAGUUAUGUUCAUU